UUUGGCAAAAUGGCCAUUAAAUCAUCCAUCUUACACUUACGCGUCUGAAAAGGCUGUUGGAAGACCUUCAUUUUCUCUCGCCAUUAUUAUUUUUUUCUACCAAAAGAAAAGCAAAAGAGUGGUUCAUAGAUAAAGGACGGAAGACAUUACCAGCUGGGUGUUUUCUCUGUCUUUGUCUUUCUCUGAACCAAGUAUAGAAUAAAGUCGUGUGGAGAAAGAAAGAAAGAAGGAAUAUUUUUAUAUAUACACCACAAAUAAAAAGGCCAUUGCUUUGGGGGGGAGCAGCUGAAGGGAAAUAUUUUUUUUUUUUUUUCUGGGUUGUUGAUGGUAAUGGGUUUGAAGCUUGUAAUGUGGCAUGCAUUAGUGGUCUGGUUUUUGUGUUCUUGUUGGGUUUCUUUUGUUGAAGCCUCUGUGUCUUAUGACUCUAAGGCUAUCAUCAUCAAUGGCCACAGAAGGAUCCUCAUUUCUGGAUCCAUUCACUACCCAAGAAGCUCCCCUGAGAUGUGGCCAGAUCUUAUUCAAAAGGCUAAGGAAGGAGGUCUGGAUGUGAUUCAGACUUAUGUUUUCUGGAAUGGGCAUGAGCCUCAACAGGGCAAAUACUAUUUUGGGGGAAAUUAUGAUCUGGUUAAGUUCGUUAAGCUGGUUCAGCAAGCAGGCUUAUAUGUACAUCUCCGGAUUGGUCCCUAUGUUUGUGCUGAGUGGAACUUUGGGGGCUUCCCUGUUUGGUUGAAGUACAUUCCUGGCAUCCAAUUUAGAACAGAUAACGGACCUUUUAAGGACCAUAUGCAACGAUUUACGACAAAAAUUGUGAAUAUGAUGAAAGCAGAACGAUUGUUUGAAACUCAAGGUGGCCCAAUAAUUUUAUCCCAGAUUGAAAAUGAGUAUGGACCCUUGGAGUAUGAAUAUGGGGCUCCUGGUAGAGCAUACACUCAUUGGGCAGCUCAUAUGGCUGUUGGACUCGGCACGGGUGUCCCAUGGGUCAUGUGCAAGCAAGAUGAUGCCCCUGACCCUGUUAUUAAUGCCUGCAAUGGAUUCUACUGUGACUACUUCUCUCCAAACAAGGCUUAUAAGCCAAAGAUGUGGACUGAAGCCUGGACUGGCUGGUAUACUGAGUUUGGCGGUCCAGUUCCACACCGACCAGCUGAAGACUUGGCCUUCUCAGUUGCAAGGUUCAUACAGAAGGGGGGAGCAUUCAUUAAUUAUUAUAUGUACCAUGGUGGAACAAAUUUUGGUCGAACUGCUGGUGGCCCGUUUAUUGCUACUAGCUAUGAUUAUGACGCUCCUCUUGAUGAAUUUGGAUUAUUGAGGCAACCCAAAUGGGGCCAUUUAAAAGAUUUGCACAGAGCAAUAAAACUGUGUGAACCAGCUUUGGUAUCUGCAGAUCCUGUUGUAACACCACUUGGAAAUUAUCAGCAGGCUCACGUAUUCAAAUCAAAGUCUGGAGCUUGUGCUGCAUUCCUUGCAAAUUACAACCCAAAUUCUUAUGCAAAAAUUGCCUUUGGGAAUAUGCACUACAAUCUGCCUCCUUGGUCUAUCAGCAUUCUCCCUGACUGCAAGAACACAGUCUAUAACACAGCAAGGAUUGGUGCUCAAAGUGCACAGAUGAAGAUGACCCGUGUUCCCAUGCAUGGAGGAUUCUCUUGGCAGGCGUACAAUGAAGAGACAUCCUCUUAUGAUGAUACUUCAUUCACAGUGGUUGGAUUGUUGGAACAGAUAAAUACCACAAGAGAUGCCUCAGAUUAUUUGUGGUACAUGACAGAUGUAAAGAUUGAUCCCAAUGAAGGAUUUUUGAAGACUGGAAAGUAUCCCGUAUUAACGGUCUUAUCAGCUGGACAUGCUUUGCAUAUAUUUAUCAACGGUCAACUAUCAGGUACUGCUUAUGGAAGUUUAGAAUUUCCUAAAUUAACAUUUAGUAGUGGUGUGAACUUGAGAGCUGGUGUCAACAAAAUUGCACUUCUAAGUAUUGCUGUUGGGCUUCCGAAUGUCGGUCCUCAUUUUGAGACGUGGAAUGCUGGUGUUCUUGGGCCAGUUACAUUAAAUGGUCUCAACGAGGGUAGGAGAGAUUUGUCAUGGCAGAAAUGGUCCUACAAGGUUGGUCUGAAAGGAGAAAAUUUAGGUCUUCAUUCACUCAGUGGGAGUUCUUCAGUUGAGUGGAUUCAGGGUAAUUCUGUCUCCCGAAGACAGCCUUUGACAUGGUAUAAAACCACUUUCAAUGCUCCAGCGGGACAUGCACCAUUAGCGUUAGAUAUGGGCACCAUGGGAAAAGGUCAAAUAUGGAUCAAUGGACGAAGUCUUGGUCGCUACUGGCCAGCUUACAAGGCAUCUGGUAGAUGUGAUGGCUGUAACUAUGCUGGAACAUAUCAUGAGAAGAAAUGCUCAAGUAAUUGUGGGGAGGCUUCACAAAGAUGGUAUCAUGUUCCUCAUUCAUGGCUGAGCCCAACGGGCAAUUUGUUGGUUGCGUUUGAAGAAUGGGGUGGAGACCCAAAUGGCAUUUUUUUGGUUAGAAGAGACAUAGAUAGUGUAUGUGCUGAUAUCAAUGAGUGGCAGCCAACCCUAAUGAAUUGGCAAAUGCAAGCCUCUGGUAAAGUCAAUAAACCCCUGAGGCCUAAAGUUCACUUGUCGUGUGGCCUUGGGCAGAAAAUUUCAUCAAUAAAAUUUGCUAGCUUCGGGACACCAGAAGGGUCUUGUGGAAGUUACCGUGAGGGAAACUGUCAUGCCCAUAAAUCAUAUGAUGCUUUUCAAAGGAGUUGCAUUGGACAAAAUUCGUGCACGGUGACUGUAGCACCUGAAAUUUUUGGAGGUGAUCCAUGUCCUAAUGUUAUGAAGAAACUCUCUGUUGAGGCCAUUUGCAGCUGAUGUUUUCUCCAAGAUCUGAAGUAAUGGUCCCAUAUAUUUUUUUUUCAUGCUCCUAUACUGCAAUUUCAGUUGAUUAAUUUUUGGGUAAAUUAAUCUACACAUCCAAGAAGAUUACGACCAUUCGUUGGCUUUUCCAUGGUGAAGUUGUACAAAUAUACAGCACACUGCAUGGUCGAAAGCCUCAAGAGUUUGUGAAAGAUGAUUGUGGAUAAGCUAUAUGUAUAUAUACUCAAAUCUGUUUCGAUUGGUCUCCAGCAUUAAAAGUCGAAGAUGGUAUCUAGAAUUGAGUGUCUGUAGUCUAGCACAUUGAGACGAUGCUAAUCGAGUCCAUGUGCAAAUUUUAUAGCUUUAGAGCAUGGAAACAUAUGGUUUCCAGUAAUAUUAAUGUUUCAUUUUUAUGUGACUUGUGAGUUUAAUUGCUUUUUUGUGUAAGAAAGUUUUCAGAAGUAAUAAUAUUCAGCUUAAUCA
Molecule: messenger RNA, 3324 nt
Organism: Ziziphus jujuba (common jujube)
Lineage: Eukaryota; Viridiplantae; Streptophyta; Magnoliopsida; Rosales; Rhamnaceae
Product: beta-galactosidase 1
Exons: 19
Coding region: 325-2856 (843 amino acids)
Biological process (GO): carbohydrate metabolic process
Cellular component (GO): vacuole; cell wall
Molecular function (GO): beta-galactosidase activity; carbohydrate binding
Source: RefSeq, a predicted model, not a curated record